GACGAUUCGCCGUCUAUCUUGCAGAUGGCGGAGCCGGACAGCGGGUACUACAGCUAGCCAAUAUCCGUUUUUAUUUCUAAAUUAAAACUAUUUAAAUACACCGUUUUCAGAGUAUUUCACCCACCUUCCUGUUUUAUUCUAUCCAGUUUUAACAUGAAUUUUUAAGCCUAUUUAAUGUGCGUGUUUUGUACAGUAUUUAUUUUGCCGCUAGUAGCCCGGUUAGCAUCUUUGUUGGAAGUUUAGGCCUACUGUGCCACCGCUUGUCGAUUUUAACAAUAGCCGCGAUACAGUCCCCUCCUCUCUGGUUGUUUUGAUACCAUUUGAAGGAUUAACUUUACUGCAAAAGAAGAAAGAACAUGGGAGAUAAGCUGGUUUUGGUAGCGUACGGCAACUGAGACGUUUGGUAUGUUGACGGAUUUUUAAUUUCGCUGGAAUUGAAGACAUUUUUGCGAGCUCCAUCACAAGAAAAAUUUGGAUCACAAAGGAAGAUGUCCAACGGCGCAGCAGGAAGCGGGGGUCUGGCUUGGUUGGAGGCUGCGAAUGGUAGGGGAGAUGCCGGCAGGAUGGAAGGAUCCAAGAAAGACAAGGCAGGUAAGCUGUCUGUGGAGCGUGUGUACCAGAAGAAGACCCAGUUGGAGCACAUCCUUCUCCGUCCAGACACGUACAUCGGCUCUGUGGAGCCCAUCACUCAGCAAAUGUGGGUUUUUGACGAAGACGUUGGAAUGAACCAGAGAGAAAUCACCUAUGUUCCUGGGCUGUACAAAAUCUUUGAUGAAAUUCUUGUCAAUGCAGCAGACAAUAAACAACGGGACAAGAACAUGACUGCCAUUAAGAUCACCAUAGACCCUGAAUCCAACACCAUUACCAUCUGGAACAACGGUAAAGGUAUCCCUGUGGUGGAGCAUAAGGAUGAGAAGAUGUAUGUCCCAGCUCUGAUUUUUGGCCACCUCCUAACCUCCAGCAACUAUGAUGAUGAUGAGAAAAAAGUCACAGGUGGAAGGAAUGGCUACGGUGCUAAACUCUGUAACAUCUUCAGUACCAAGUUCACAGUGGAAACUGCCUGCAAGGAAUACAGACACAGCUUCAAACAGACGUGGCAGAACAACAUGGGCAAGACUUCUGACCCCAAGAUCAAGUUCUUUGAUGGGGAUGAUUUCACUUGUGUGACGUUCCAGCCAGACCUGUCCAAGUUCAAGAUGGAGAAACUGGACAAGGAUAUUGUAGCACUUCUCACCCGCAGGGCAUAUGAUGUAGCUGGCUCCUGCAAGGGGGUGAAAGUCUCACUGAACGGGAAAAAAUUACCUGUGAAUAGCUUCCGCAGCUAUGUGGAUCUAUAUGUGAAGGACAAAGUGGAUGAGACUGGUGUGGCCCUGAAGGUAGUAAAUGAAACUGUGAAUGAGCGGUGGGAGGUUUGCCUCACCAUGAGCGAGAAAGGAUUCCAACAGAUCAGUUUUGUGAACAGCAUUGCCACCACCAAGGGUGGCAGACACAUUGACUAUGUCGUGGACCAGAUAGUGGCCAAACUGAUCGAAGUGGUGAAGAAGAAGAACAAAGCAGGAGUUUCAGUCAAGCCCUUCCAGGUGAAGAAUCACAUCUGGGUGUUUGUGAACGCACUGAUCGAAAACCCCUCAUUUGACUCCCAGACCAAGGAGAACAUGACGCUCCAGAUGAAGAGCUUUGGGUCCAAGUGCCUUCUGUCAGAGAAAUUCAUCAGGGCUGCAACCAACUGCGGCAUUGUGGAGAGUAUUCUCAACUGGGUGAAGUUCAAAGCUCAGACACAACUGAAUAAAAAGUGCUCAUCUGUGAAGCACAGCAAGAUCAAAGGCAUCCCCAAGCUCGAUGACGCCAACGAUGCUGGUGGCAAACACUCUUCUGAAUGCACACUCAUCCUCACUGAGGGAGACUCAGCCAAGUCUCUGGCCGUUUCUGGACUGGGAGUCAUCGGCCGUGAUCGAUACGGAGUGUUUCCGCUCAGAGGAAAAAUCCUAAAUGUGCGAGAGGCAACACAUAAGCAGAUCAUGGAAAAUGCCGAGAUCAACAACAUCAUCAAAAUCGUUGGGCUCCAGUACAAGAAGAGCUACGACGAUGCUGAGUCUCUGAGGAGCCUGCGUUAUGGCAAGAUCAUGAUCAUGACUGAUCAGGACCAGGACGGCUCCCAUAUUAAAGGUCUGCUCAUCAACUUCUUCCACCACAACUGGCCGUCCCUACUGAAACACACAUUCCUGGAGGAGUUUAUCACACCCAUUGUCAAAGUGACAAAGAACAAGCAGGAGCUGUCAUUCUACAGCAUUCCAGAGUUCGAUGAGUGGAAGAAACAGACAGAGAACUUUAAAACCUGGCAUAUAAAGUACUACAAAGGUUUGGGUACAAGUACAAGCAAAGAAGCAAAGGAGUACUUUGCUGACAUGGAGAGACACCGCAUCACAUUCAGAUAUGGAGGAGCAGAGGAUGACGCCGCUAUAACUCUUGCUUUUAGUAAGAAGAAGACAGAUGACAGGAAGGAGUGGCUCACUAACUUUAUGGAGGACAGACGUCAGAGGAGGAUGCACGGUCUGCCUGAGCAAUACCUAUACGGAACUCAAACCAAGCACCUGUCCUACAAUGACUUCAUCAACAAAGAGCUAAUUCUGUUUUCUAAUUCGGAUAACGAGAGAUCCAUUCCAUCCCUAGUUGACGGCUUAAAGCCAGGGCAGAGGAAGGUACUGUUCACCUGCCUUAAGAGAAACGACAAGAGGGAAGUGAAAGUAGCACAGCUGGCUGGUUCAGUGGCUGAGAUGUCUGCCUACCAUCACGGAGAGCAAGCCCUAAUGAUGACCAUCGUGAACUUGGCGCAGAACUUCGUGGGCAGUAACAAUGUGAAUAUCCUGCAGCCUCUGGGUCAGUUUGGAACUCGUAUCAACGGCGGCAAAGACGCUGCCAGCCCUCGUUACAUCUUCACCAUGCUCAGUCCUCUCGCCAAGCUGUUGUUCCCACAAGUGGACUCCAAUCUGCUCAAGUUCCUGUUCGAUGACAACCAGAAGGUGGAGCCUGAGUGGUACAUUCCCAUCAUCCCCAUGGUGCUUGUGAACGGUGCUGAGGGCAUCGGCACUGGCUGGGCGUGUAAGAUUCCAAACUACGACCCCCGAGAGAUCGUCAACAAUAUCAAUCGGAUGCUCAACCACCAGGACCCGCUGCCCAUGCUUCCAAGCUACAAAAACUUCAAAGGUGUGAUCCAUGAACUGGGUCAGAACCAGUACCUGGUCAGCGGAGAGAUAUCAGUCAUUGACAAAAACACUGUAGAGAUCACAGAACUUCCUGUUCGGACAUGGACACAGGCAUAUAAGGAGUCUGUCUUGGAGCCCAUGCUGCAGGGCACGGACAAAACACCAGCUCUGAUAAAUGAUUAUAAAGAAUACCACACAGAUGCCACUGUCAAGUUCGUGGUCCGCAUGUCUGAGGAGAAACUGGCCCAGGCCGAGUCAGUUGGCCUCCACAAAGUCUUCAAGCUGCAGUCAAGUCUCACAUGCAACUCCAUGGUGCUGUUUGAUCACAUGGGUUGUCUGAAGAGAUACGAUUCAGUCAAUGACAUCCUCAAAGAGUUCUUUGAGCUCCGUCUGCAUUACUACAAACUGAGGAAGGACUGGUUGCUAGGCAGCCUGGGUGCCGAGGCCUCCAAACUAUCCAAUCAGGCCCGCUUUGUCCUGGAGAAGAUCGAGGGAAAAAUCACAAUCGAGAACAAGUCAAAGCGUGACCUGAUCCGCAUGUUGGUCCAGAAAGGCUACGAGUCGGACCCAGUAGCUGCUUGGACAAAGGCUCAGGAGAAGGCUCAAGAAGACGACAGUGAUGGAAAUGAGAGCGACAGUUCAGUAGACUCCGGAUCCGCAUCAGGGCCGAACUUCAACUACAUCCUCAACAUGCCUCUGUGGUGCCUGACUAAAGAGAAGGUGGACGAGCUUCUCAAACAGAGGGACCAAAAGCGAGGAGAACUGAAUGACCUGCAGAAGAAAUCUUCAGAGGAUCUGUGGAAAGAGGAUUUGGCAGUGUUCAUUGAAGAACUGGAUAAUGUGGAGGCCAUGGAGCGAGAGGAGCAGAGUGCCGGAAAAGCCAUCAAACUGGUCAAGGGGAAAAUAGGUAAACCCAAAGUAAAGAAGCUGAACCUGGAGGAGACCAUGCCGUCACCUUUUGGCCGCAGGAUUGAGCCCCCAACUCAAGCAAUCAAAUCUGAUGCAGCCAAGAAGUUGACCAAAAAGAAGAAGGGUGAGUCAGACUCAGCGACAAAGAUGGAGUUUGAUGACGAUGGUUUGGGCGGCGAGGGAGGAACAGGAGAGAACCCUGCAGCCAAACCAAAGACUCCACGAGUCAAGAAAGAAAAGAAAGAACCUGGAGCUCCACGGGUGAGGAAAACACCAGGACCCAAAGCAUCCCCAGCUAAGAAGGUGAAGAAGAGGAACCCCUGGUCUGAUGACGAGUCCAAGUCUGACAGCGACCUGGAGAACAGCAAACCUAUCAUUCCCAGAGAAACCAAGUCCCAGAGGGCAUCAGCAUCCAAGCCAAAAUACACGUUUGACUUCUCUGAGGAAGAGGAGGCAGACGAGGAGGAGAACGGAGACGACGACGUGGCGUCUUCCCCUGUGAGGUCAUUCAAAGAUGACUUCACCUCCUCAGAGCCCAAGAGCCGCUUCAACGACCACAAUGACGACGAUGACGACGACGAUAACGACAACGACUCCUAUGCUCCUCCAAAAAAGACCACGCCUGCACCUGUCGUUAAAAAGAAGGAAACAACCAGCAUCUUCUCAUCUAAGUCAGCCUUCUCUGAAAAAAGCAAUGACAGUGAUGGGUCCAGGUCCGACAGUGACGACGACAGCCGACCCGUGUUCUCCACCUACUCCAGCAGCUCCGCGUUCGACAAACUGUCAUCAGCCAAGAAAGCAGCUAAGAAGCCAUCUGAUGCAACACCCAAACCCAAGAAGACACCAGCACCGAAAGCAAAGAAGCCAGAUAAAUCCAUCUGGGACUCGGACUCGGACACCGGAUCCAAGAAACCGACACCAGCUCUCAAAGGUAAAGGAAGGGGGAAGAAGAGGAAGGGCUCCGGCUCUGAGGAUGAUGAUUACAGUCCGAUGAAGAAAGCAGCAAAACCAGUCGGCAGAAAGCCUCAAAAACCUCCAUCUGAAGAUGAGGACGACGACAACAACAGCCUGAGUGUGAUGAACGCGCUGUCCCGCGACCGGCCAGGCAGAGCCAAAAAGGAAGUGAAGUACUUCGUCGAGUCAGACAACGAGGAAGAAGACGACGACGACGACAUGUUCGAUUAAAGCAAUUCUUAGGUCCCGUUCAAACACUCCCCUCGUAUGGAAGGUUCCUCCACUUCUGUGUUCCCACAGACUUUUGUACAUUUCCUGUUUCAUUUUUUUCAUUAAUGGUGAUGUUCAAUGAUUUUUAAUGUGUAGGUGUUUUACACUUUUUAUUAUUCAUAUACAGGUUUCUUUUUUUAAUGCUCAUUGAAAUGUUCUGUAUUUGUCUGAAGCAGCUUUUAGAAAUUUAGAAUGCUGUGCUUUAGCACAUUUUAAUUGUUAAAAUACUAUGUAACUUUUUGAACAUGAAGUUGAAAGUAAACAAUGAAAUGUCA
This is a messenger RNA of Sphaeramia orbicularis (orbiculate cardinalfish), 5611 nucleotides long. RefSeq names its product DNA topoisomerase II beta (gene top2b). Gene Ontology annotation, molecular function: DNA binding; DNA topoisomerase type II (double strand cut, ATP-hydrolyzing) activity; ATP binding. Gene Ontology annotation, cellular component: nucleus. Lineage: Eukaryota; Metazoa; Chordata; Actinopteri; Kurtiformes; Apogonidae. Bases 489 to 5297 code for a protein of 1602 amino acids. The transcript is spliced from 36 exons. Gene Ontology annotation, biological process: sister chromatid segregation; resolution of meiotic recombination intermediates; DNA topological change. The record is from RefSeq and is a predicted model, not a curated record.